CCGCGCUCCCCGCCGCGCCCCGCGCCGCUCCGGACCCCCGCGCCCCCCCAUGCGCCCCCCGGCGCCCUGACCGCGGCGGACACGAUGCGAGCCCAAAUCGAGGUGAUCCCGUGCAAGAUCUGCGGAGACAAGUCCUCGGGGAUCCACUACGGUGUCAUCACCUGCGAGGGCUGCAAGGGUUUUUUCCGGAGGAGCCAGCAGAACAACGCCAGCUACUCCUGCUCCCGGCAGAGGAACUGCCUGAUCGACCGCACCAACCGCAACCGCUGCCAGCACUGCCGCCUGCAGAAAUGCCUGGCGCUGGGCAUGUCCCGCGACGCGGUGAAGUUCGGCCGCAUGUCCAAGAAGCAGCGGGACAGCCUCUACGCCGAGGUGCAGAAGCACCAGCAGAGCCAGGAGCAGAGCGGGGGCACCAAGGAUGAGCCCGAGCCCCUGAGCCGCGUCUACACCACGAGCGUGAGCAGCGGGCUCUCGGACCUGGACGACAUCUCCACGCUGUCCGACGGGCUGCUCUUCGACUUCCCCCUCACCCCCGACGGCAGCAGCACCUACUACAACCUGGACCUGCUGGCCUCGGCACAGCCCUCGCCCGACCAGUCCAGCCUGGACGUGGCCGAUGCCACGCUCAUCAAGCAGGAGUCCAUCUACGAGCUGAUGCUGGAGCCGGCCCUGUUCGCCCACGGGGCGCUGGAGGGGGGGCAGCUGCCCCCCGACAUCUCCGUGCUGGAGAUCGACCGGGUGGCCCAGAACGUGGUGAAGUCGCACCUGGAGACGUGCCAGUACACGACGGAGGAGCUCAAGCGCCUGGCCUGGAGCCUCUACUCCCCCGAGGAGGUCCGUGCCCUGCAGAGCAAGAGCUGCGAGGCCAUGUGGCAGCAGUGCUCGCUGCAGAUCUCCAACGCCAUCCAGUACGUGGUGGAGUUCGCCAAGCGCAUCGACGGCUUCAUGGAGCUCUGCCAGAACGACCAGAUCAUCCUCCUGAAAGCCGGUAAGGGGCUGGGGGGGGGAUCCCCACCGCCCCCCUCGCGCCCUUGACACCCCCCUUUGUGUCCCCACUGUCCCCCCGUGUCCCCAGCACCUCUCCCGAGCAGCAGCCGCUGUGCCAAAGGUGUAUCCCGUCUUUUCUCUGGUGCUUUCCUUUUGGAGCCUCCCCUCCCU
Empidonax traillii (willow flycatcher) is the source of this 1158-nucleotide messenger RNA. RefSeq names its product nuclear receptor ROR-beta-like. The record is from RefSeq and is a predicted model, not a curated record. The coding region runs from base 85 to 1035 and encodes 316 amino acids. NCBI's taxonomy places the organism in Eukaryota, Metazoa, Chordata, Aves, Passeriformes, Tyrannidae. Gene Ontology annotation, cellular component: nucleus. Gene Ontology annotation, biological process: regulation of transcription by RNA polymerase II. The transcript is spliced from 7 exons. Gene Ontology annotation, molecular function: nuclear receptor activity; RNA polymerase II cis-regulatory region sequence-specific DNA binding; zinc ion binding.